Messenger RNA from Tupaia belangeri chinensis (Chinese tree shrew), 1686 nucleotides. RefSeq names its product antizyme inhibitor 2 (gene AZIN2). NCBI's taxonomy places the organism in Eukaryota, Metazoa, Chordata, Mammalia, Scandentia, Tupaiidae. The record is from RefSeq and is a predicted model, not a curated record. Gene Ontology annotation, cellular component: cytoplasm. Gene Ontology annotation, molecular function: ornithine decarboxylase activator activity; catalytic activity. Gene Ontology annotation, biological process: positive regulation of polyamine transmembrane transport; negative regulation of protein catabolic process; positive regulation of catalytic activity.
GGGAGUGGCUCCAGGGGCCUCGGGGAGCUGGCGCCCUGGGCGCCGGUGCUGACCUUCUCCCCCGCCCCGGCGCCUCUUGCCUCCGCUCAGCAGGGGCCUCGGCUCCGCAGCUGCCACUCCUCCUCGGGGUGUUGCACAAGUUUCGAGGUCACCGGCGACCCCCCCUAGCAGCGCACCUGGCUCUGGCCCCCGCGAAGGAGGACGGGGCUUGUGUGGCAUACUUUCUAAGGCGGCAACAGCGGCUCCUUCCGGCCCUUGGCUCCCCUUCCGGCAUGGCUGGCUACCUGAGCGAGUCGGACUUCGUGAUGGUGGAGGAGGGCUUCAGUGUCCGCGACCUGCUGGAGGAGCUCGCUCUGGGGUCCUCACAGGCCACCACGGGCCCGGGGGCUGCCUUCUUUGUGGCUGACCUGGGUGUGGUGGUGAGGAGGCACUUCAGCCUUCUGCAGUGCCUGCCAAGGGUCCGGCCCUUUUAUGCCGUCAAGUGCAACAGCAGCCUGGGGGUGCUGAAGGUCCUGGCGGAGCUGGGGUUGGGCUUCCGCUGUGCCAGCAAGGCAGAGAUGGAGUUGGUCCAGCGGAUUGGUGUCCCUGCCAGCAAGAUCAUCUACACCAACCCCUGCAAGCAGAUCGCACAGGUCAGGUACGCGGCCCAGCGUGGGAUCCAGCUGCUGAGCUUUGACAACGAGGUGGAGCUGGCAAAGGUGGUAAGAAGCCACCCCAAUGCCAAGAUGGUCCUGUGCAUCGCCCCCACCGACUCCCACUCCCCGAGCCAGCUGAGCCUGCAGUUCGGAGCGUCACUGACAUCCUGCAGGCGCCUGCUCGAGCACGCCAAGGAGAGCCACGUGGAGGUGGUAGGGGUGAGUUUCCGCGUGGACAGCGGCUGUCCCGACCCGCAGGCCUACACACGGUCCAUCGCAGAUGCCCGGCUGGUGUUCGAAAUGGGCGCCGAGCUGGGCCACAGGAUGCACGUCCUGGACCUUGGCGGUGGCUUCCCUGCCCUGGAGGGGACCAAAGCGAGAUUGGAAGAGAUCGCUGCUGUGAUCAGCUCGGCCUUAGACCUGUACUUCCCGGAGGGCUGUGGUGUGGACAUCCUGGCGGAGCUGGGGCGCUACUACGUGGCCUCGGCCUUCACCGUGGCAGUCAGCGUCGUCGCCAAGCAGGAGGUUCUUCUGGGCCAGCCCGGCAGGGACGAGGAAAAUGGUUCUGCCCCCAAGACCUUCAUGUACCAUCUCCACGAAGGCGUGUAUGGAAUCUUCAACUCAGUCCUGUUUGACAACGCCUGCCCCACCCCCGUCCUGCAGAAGAAAGCGGCCACGGAGCAGCCUCUGUACAGCAGCAGCUUGUGGGGCCCGGUGGCUGAUGGCUGGGACUGGGUGGCGCUGUGGCUGCCGCAGCUGCACGUAGGGGACUGGCUGGUCUUUGACAACAUGGGCGCCUACACCAUGGGCACAGGUUCCCUCCCCGGGGGGACCCGGGCCCACCGUGUCACCUAUGCCAUGUCCCGGGUAGCCUGGGAAGCGCUGCGAGGCCAGCUGCUGCCUGCGGAACAGGACGAGGACGCCGAGGGGGCGUGCAAGCCUCUGUCCUGUGGCUGGGAGAUCACGGACACCUUGUGUGUGGGCCCCGCCUUCACCCCGGCGAGCAUCAUGUGAGCGGCCCCAUUCCCGUCCCCACAGAGACCCCGCGGGG